GCCGACGGGCGGCAGUGUGUAACGACAACAACUUCAAGGAGGUCAACACCUUUUACUUCCGGUUGGGCGGGCAGCGUGAGUCCCAACGCUUUUGUGACGACAAGCUAACUAGGAAACUCCUAACUAACACGUUUACACUUCUAACAAGUCCAAAAUGAGUUUACCGCUGAACCCCAAGCCCUUCCUGAACGGACUGACGGGCAAGCCGGUGAUGGUGAAGCUGAAGUGGGGCAUGGAGUACAAAGGCUACCUGGUCUCCGUGGACGGCUACAUGAACAUGCAGCUGGCGAACACGGAAGAGUACGUGGACGGAGCGUUGGCGGGUCAUCUCGGGGAAGUCCUCAUCAGGUGCAACAAUGUUCUGUACAUCCGAGGUGUCGAAGAGGAGGAGGAGGACGGAGAAAUGAGAGAAUGAUUCCAAUGACGGCGACGAGUGUGUGUGCGCGCGCGUUUUCACCGUGUGAAACCAAAUGAACGCUUGAUUUCUUUGUUGUUGUUUUUUUUUGUACUGUUGGAGACCAACAAUUUUUGUUCUUGUGAGACAAUAAAAACAUUGUACACUUUGUUAUUAAA
Phyllopteryx taeniolatus (common seadragon) is the source of this 573-nucleotide messenger RNA. RefSeq names its product small nuclear ribonucleoprotein polypeptide F (gene snrpf). The record is from RefSeq and is a predicted model, not a curated record. Gene Ontology annotation, cellular component: U1 snRNP; catalytic step 2 spliceosome. Gene Ontology annotation, biological process: spliceosomal snRNP assembly; mRNA splicing, via spliceosome. Bases 155 to 415 code for a protein of 86 amino acids. NCBI's taxonomy places the organism in Eukaryota, Metazoa, Chordata, Actinopteri, Syngnathiformes, Syngnathidae. The transcript is spliced from 4 exons. Gene Ontology annotation, molecular function: RNA binding.